CCAGAUCAGCAUGAGGGAGUGCCUUUCCAUUCACAUUGGCCAAGCUGGUGUCCAGAUUGGGGAUGCUUGUUGGGAACUCUAUUGCCUGGAACAUGGAAUCCAGCCAGAUGGCAUCAUUCUUGACAGUAGAGUGGAUCCAUUGGGAAAUGUAAAACAGGAUCAUGUGAAGGCGUCUUUUGAUACGUUCUUCUAUGAGACAAGAGCUGGGAAGCAGGUGCCCAGAGCACUCUUCAUGGACCUGGAGCCAACUGUUAUAGAUGGAAUUCGAACCGGCAAGUAUCGAGAACUCUUCCACCCUGAGCAGCUUGUGAGCGGAAAGGAAGACGCUGCCAACAACUAUGCCCGAGGUCAUUACUCUGUGGGCUCAGAGAUCAUCGACCCUGUUUUAGAGAGGAUCCGGAAGCUGGCAAAACAGUGCCAUGGGCUUCAAGGAUUCUUGAUUUUCCGAAGCUUUGGAGGAGGUACUGGAUCAGGAUUUACAUCUCUCCUAAUGGAACGGCUCUCAGUAGAAUAUAGCAGGAAGACUAAAUUGGAGUUCUCUGUCUAUCCGGCUCCCAGAAUUGCCACUGCUGUAGUAGAACCUUACAACUCCAUCCUCACCACCCAUUCCACCAUAGAGAACUCAGACUGUGUCUUCAUGGUGGACAACGAGGCCAUCUAUGACAUAUGCCAUCAUAAACUUGAUGUUGAACGUCCCUCUUACAGCAGCAUUAACAGGCUGAUAGGUCAGGUGAUAUCUUCCAUUACUGCUUCCCUCAGGUUUGAAGGACCCUUAAAUGUGGAUCUCAUUGAAUUCCAGACCAACCUAGUACCUUAUCCGAGAAUACAUUUCCCCAUGACAGCCUUUGCCCCCAUCAUCUCUUCUGAGAAGGCCUACUAUGAGGAUUUCUCUGUGUCAGACAUCACUGCUGCUUGCUUUGAAUCCACCAACCAGCUGGUCAAGUGCAAUCCUCGACUCGGGAAGUACAUGGCCUGCUGCCUGCUGUACAGAGGAGAUGUAGUUCCUAAAGAUGUGAAUGCAGCAAUUGCAACCAUGAAGUCAAAGAACUCUGUUCAGUUUGUAGACUGGUGUCCAACUGGUUUCAAGGUGGGCAUCAGCAGGCAAGCGCCCACAGUAGUGCCUGGAGGGGAGAUGGCCAAGGUCCAGCGGGCAGUCUGUAUGCUGAGCAACACCACAGCAAUUGUGGAAGCCUGGGCCUGUCUGAACCACAAGUUUGACCUCAUGUAUGCUAAGAGAGCAUUUCUACAUUGGUAUCUUAGAGAAGGCAUGGAAGAUGGGGAGUUCUCAGAGGCCAGGGAAGAUUUGGCAGUUCUGGAGAAGGAUUAUGAGGAAGUGGGAGAAGUUUCUGAUUAAAUAUGAGUGGUGAAAAUGGAUGUUAAAGUGUCAUACUUUCUUUUCAGGACCUUAUACAUUUAGUGGGUAGAGUUUUCUUGAUUAUGUAACAGAGUGGUCCCCAGAAAGGGGGAGGUUCCAGGUUCCCUGCCCCACUCAAAAGGAGGGUGGAGCUGAGCAGAAGGAGGAGAAGAAGCUGGAGAGGAGACUGAGGAAGGAAGGAAGCAGGAUGGAGAGCCAGAAGGAGACCUGGAGGAGGCACAUGGACCGAGAGACGUGUGAAGAAACUGCGCUUGCCUUUUGGUCGUGGACUGGGUGAAACAGAGGUGGGUGAGACCCGUGGGGAGGUGACAGUGGCAGUUUUUGUCUUGAUUUUGAUUUUGCCCUUUACCUUAUAAACUUGUCUGGUUGUUUCUGAUCCUUUUCUGUGGGUCCCCACUGGAAGAUGCUUUAGACUUGUGGCAGGCUUUGGAGCCUUGCUCUGGGCCAAUCCUGCUUGGGUGGACUUUUACCCAAGAGGGAAUGGGUAACUUUGGGUGCUUGAUUUAGAAAUUAUAUUCUUUGCC
This is a messenger RNA of Talpa occidentalis (Iberian mole), 1899 nucleotides long. RefSeq names its product tubulin alpha like 3 (gene TUBAL3). Lineage: Eukaryota; Metazoa; Chordata; Mammalia; Eulipotyphla; Talpidae. Gene Ontology annotation, biological process: microtubule cytoskeleton organization; mitotic cell cycle. Gene Ontology annotation, cellular component: microtubule; cytoplasm. The record is from RefSeq and is a predicted model, not a curated record. The transcript has 4 exons. Bases 11 to 1354 code for a protein of 447 amino acids. Gene Ontology annotation, molecular function: GTP binding; structural constituent of cytoskeleton.